AGCGUCGGGUCGCUACCACCUAUCACGCCCCUCACCCUCAGACUCUCCUCCCUUCGCGGCCGACCCCGCCGCCGGCUUCCCCUCCCUCCCUCCCUUCCUCCCUCCCUCCCUCCCUCGCUCCCCUUUCCCGGCGUCUCCAGGCUCCCAGCAACUAGCCGCCUCCGGGCUGUCACGGCCCUGGCGGACGCCCGCCGGAUCUCCCAGCCGUGCUCGGCCCCUCGCGAGCUGGGGCCCCUUCCUGUGGCCCGUACCCCAACCCUUCCUCACCCCCUCCCAGCCGCCCCAUCCCCUCCCUGGCCGCUGAGAGCGUGUCUGCGGCUCCAGGGGAGGGACCGUUUCCUAAUCUCAGGCCGAGGUUAAAGUUCUGGUCCUGGUGAGAUGCUGGAAGCUGCGGCCAGAGCCGCAACCCGCCCUGGAGGUGACCUGUCGCUUAUCGUCGCCGCUGCUGCCGCCACUGCCGCCCGGCCGGGGCCAUGUUCGCUCUGGGCUUGCCCUUCUUGGCACUCUUGGUGGCCUCGGUCGAGAGCCAUCUGGGGGUUCUGGGGCCUAAGAACGUCUCGCAGAAAGACGCCGAGUUUGAGCGCACCUACGUGGAUGAGGUCAACAGCGAGCUGGUCAACAUCUACACCUUCAACCAUACUGUGACCCGCAACCGGACAGAGGGCGUGAGAGUGUCCGUGAAUGUCCUGAACAAGCAGAAGGGGGCUCCUUUGCUGUUUGUGGUCCGCCAGAAGGAGGCGGUGGUGUCCUUCCAGGUGCCCCUGAUCCUCCGAGGGAUGUUUCAGCGCAAGUACCUCUACCAAAAGGUGGAGCGAACGCUGUGUCAGCCCCCCACCAAGAAUGAGUCCGAGGUCCAGUUCUUCUACGUGGAUGUGUCCACCCUGUCACCAAUCAACACCACGUACCAGCUCCGCGUCAGCCGAAUGGAUGACUUCGUGCUCAGGACCGGAGAGCAGUUCAGCUUCAAUACUACGGCAGCACAGCCCCAGUACUUCAAGUAUGAGUUCCCGGAAGGAGUGGACUCAGUCAUUGUCAAGGUGACCUCCAACAAGGCCUUCCCCUGCUCAGUCAUCUCCAUCCAGGAUGUCCUGUGCCCUGUCUAUGACCUAGACAACAACGUAGCCUUCAUUGGCAUGUACCAGACUAUGACCAAGAAGGCAGCCAUCACUGUGCAGCGCAAAGACUUCCCCAGCAACAGCUUUUACGUGGUAGUGGUGGUGAAAACUGAAGACCAAGCCUGUGGAGGCUCCCUGCCUUUCUACCCCUUUAUAGAAGAUGAACCGGUCGAUCAGGGGCACCGCCAGAAAACCCUGUCAGUGUUGGUCUCUCGAGCAGUCACGUCCGAGGCCUACGUUGGCGGUAUGCUCUUUUGCCUGGGCAUAUUUCUCUCCUUCUACCUGCUUACCGUGCUCCUGGCCUGCUGGGAGAACUGGAGGCAGAGGAAGAAGAGCCUUCUGGUGGCCGUGGACCGAGCCUGCCCAGAAAGCGCUUCUCUCCUUGGUCACCCUCGGGUCCUGGCCGAUUCCUUCCCUGGCAGCUCCCCGUACGAGGGCUACAACUACGGCUCCUUUGAGAAUGGUUCCGGCUCCACUGGAUCCACUGACGGUCUGGUUGGCAGUGCGGGCCCUGGGGACCUCUCCUACAAUUACCAGGACCAUUCCCUUGAUCCUGUGGGCACGCGGCCACGACUGGACUCCAUGAGCUCCGUGGAGGAGGACGACUACGACACAUUGGCCGACAUCGAUUCAGACAAGAAUGUCAUUCGCACCAAGCAAUACCUCUGCGUGGCUGACCUGGCACGCAAGGACAAACGCGUUCUGCGGAAAAAGUACCAGAUCUACUUCUGGAACAUCGCCACCAUUGCUGUCUUCUAUGCACUUCCUGUGGUGCAGCUGGUGAUCACCUACCAGACGGUGGUGAAUGUCACAGGGAACCAGGACAUCUGCUACUACAACUUCCUCUGCGCCCACCCUCUAGGCAACCUCAGCGCUUUCAACAACAUCCUCAGCAACCUGGGGUACAUCCUGCUGGGGCUGCUCUUCCUGCUCAUCAUCCUGCAGCGGGAGAUCAACCACAACCGGGCCCUGCUGCGCAACGACCUCUACGCCCUGGAAUGUGGGAUCCCCAAACACUUUGGCCUCUUCUACGCCAUGGGCACGGCCCUGAUGAUGGAGGGGCUACUUAGCGCUUGCUAUCAUGUCUGCCCCAACUAUACCAAUUUCCAGUUUGACACGUCAUUCAUGUACAUGAUCGCGGGGCUCUGCAUGCUGAAGCUGUACCAGAAGCGGCACCCAGACAUCAACGCCAGUGCCUACAGCGCCUAUGCCUGCUUGGCCAUCGUCAUUUUCUUCUCUGUGCUGGGCGUGGUCUUCGGCAAAGGGAACACAGCAUUCUGGGUCAUCUUCUCGGUCAUUCACAUCAUUGCCACCCUGCUCCUCAGCACACAGCUCUAUUACAUGGGCCGCUGGAAGCUGGACUCGGGGAUCUGCCGUCGCAUUCUCCACGUGCUCUACACGGACUGCAUCCGGCAGUGCAGCGGACCCCUCUACGUGGACCGCAUGGUGCUGCUGGUUAUGGGCAACAUUAUCAACUGGUCGCUGGCUGCCUAUGGGCUCAUCAUGCGUCCCAAUGAUUUUGCCUCCUACUUGUUGGCGAUUGGCAUCUGCAACCUGCUUCUUUACUUUGCCUUCUACAUUAUUAUGAAGCUCCGGAGCGGGGAGAGGAUCAAGCUCAUUCCCCUGCUCUGCAUCAUCUGCACCUCGGUGGUCUGGGGCUUUGCACUCUUCUUCUUCUUCCAGGGGCUCAGCACCUGGCAGAAAACCCCUGCAGAGUCACGGGAGCACAACCGGGACUGCAUCCUCCUCGACUUCUUUGAUGACCACGACAUCUGGCACUUCCUCUCCUCCAUCGCCAUGUUUGGGUCAUUCCUGGUGUUGCUGACACUGGACGACGACCUGGACACCGUGCAGCGGGACAAGAUCUACGUCUUCUAGUGGGAGCCGGGCCCGUUGCUUCUUUCACUGGGCCCUUAGCUCCUCUGCUGCACUGCCCAGAGCCUCCGUAGUGCCAGGGGCGUGAGUCCCAGCCCUGCUGCCCAGUGCCAGGUGGCCGUGGGACAGCGAGGUCCAGCCCAGGCUCGGCCCGGGACAGUCACAGGGUGGCCUUGAGCCUUGUUCCUGCCCUCUGCCGGGGAGGAGGCCUACUCCCCUGAAACCCCGGAUGUUGGCCAAAUUGCUGCUUUCUUCUCAGUGUUGGGGCCUUCCACAGGUCCCCGUCCGUCAGCUCUCUGUUUGUCAUCUGCAGGAGAAAGGAGGGAAGUGUUGCCUGCCCAUCUCAUGCCUUGCAUUCUGCCCAUCCUUCCCCUGCCCACUGGCCUGGGACCCAAAGCCCUUUCUUCUUCCCCGAGCUUCCACUCCAGGGCCCUGGUCUGGGGCCUGAUUCUCUGUCCUGCAUCAGGGUUCUCUCCACUUCUCCUGGGUCUGCACCUGGCUGCCAUCACUGCCCACUCAGCUCAGCCAGGAUGGAUGGGGCUGUUGGAUUUUGGGGACUGGCCAGCUGGUGCUGGGCUUUUGGUGCUAAGGCCUGCGAGGGGUCCCAGGCAGUGCUGCCUCCUACCUCUGGCCUGUGCUCAGGGCUGGCUCUUUAGCAACGAGGGUCAGCCCACAUUGUCAGAGCCACCUUUGAUCGAAGGACUGAAUUCAGAGGUCACUUUCAUAACCCGUCAGCCCCCAGACUGAUGUUGGCACCAGGAUUGGAGGGAAAAAGCAACUCACUUUCCUUCCCUUCCUUUUUCUUUCCAGGCCCUUAGUCCUGCCAAGCUCCAGUUGGGGGCCUUUCAGUGCCAUUGACACUGCCCAAGAAUGUCCAGAGGCGAAGGAGGGGAGCUACAAAGAGCCCAGCCCAGCCUGCCUCCUCCACGGCCACGGGAGCCCCAGUGCCUAUCUUAGAAAGGGGCUCAGGGAAGGGACAUGACAUUCCCCUCUGUGUCCCUGGUCCAGCCUCACUCUUAGGACCCAGGACUGGCUUCUAAGUUUCCGUCCAGUCUUCAGCCAAGUUCUGUGUCAGUCACACACAUGCACACAUAUGAAAUCUUGGAGUUUACACUGAGUUGCCCCAGCUCUGGUUCCCCCGGCUGCUCUGCGCCUUGGAUCCUCUUCGCCCUUCCUGGUCUGUUCUAGACGCCAAGGUUGGGGGAGGUCAGGUCAGGCCUCGGCCUUGGGGAUGGGAAUGUGUUUUAUUCUCCUCAGCUUGUUUUUAUAGCUCUCCUUUGGGCUGGGGAGCGGAGGAGGGAGGGUCUGGAUCUUUUUUCAGAGCUCCGUUUAAUGUCUGUUUCCAUGCUAUGGUUGCAUUUCUGUUUUCUAUGAAUGAGUCUGCAUUCAAUUAAAGAAACAACCAGA
Balaenoptera acutorostrata (minke whale) is the source of this 4397-nucleotide messenger RNA. It is a transcript of the gene SIDT2, whose product is annotated as SID1 transmembrane family member 2. The coding region runs from base 474 to 2993 and encodes 839 amino acids. Lineage: Eukaryota; Metazoa; Chordata; Mammalia; Artiodactyla; Balaenopteridae. The transcript is spliced from 27 exons. Gene Ontology annotation, cellular component: membrane. The record is from RefSeq and is a predicted model, not a curated record.